Rhinolophus ferrumequinum (greater horseshoe bat) is the source of this 1691-nucleotide messenger RNA. RefSeq names its product fuzzy planar cell polarity protein (gene FUZ). The record is from RefSeq and is a predicted model, not a curated record. Bases 179 to 1438 code for a protein of 419 amino acids. Gene Ontology annotation, biological process: vesicle-mediated transport; non-motile cilium assembly. NCBI's taxonomy places the organism in Eukaryota, Metazoa, Chordata, Mammalia, Chiroptera, Rhinolophidae. The transcript has 11 exons.
GAAUAGGGAGUGAGGGGGGGUUUAAGUUGGUUGAAGGCGGGGAUGUAGUCCUCUUCCAUUGAACUUCCCAUCACCCCUCUGGCGGCUUUGGACGGCAACCCUACUUAGUAGUGUGACUACGGUCAUGCUCCAAAGCUGGCACUAACCGAACCUGCGAGGAGGUCUGGGGGGGUUCGAAAUGGGGGAGGAGGGGACGGAGGGCACCGUACAUCUGCUGUGUCUCGCGGCCUCCAGCGGAGUCCCCCUGUUCUGCAGAAGCAGCCGCGGCGGCACCCCCGCCCGCCAGCAGCUCCCGUUCUCUGUCAUCGGCUCCCUGAAUGGAGUCCACAUGUUUGGGCAGAAUCUCGAGGUGCAGCUGAGCUCUGCGAGGACCAAGGACACCACUGUGGUGUGGAAAAGCUUCCAUGACAGCAUCACCCUCAUUGUUCUGUCAUCUGAGGAGGACACCUUGGAGCUGAGACUAGACAGACUACUCCAGAUGGUGUUUGGGGCUAUGGUUCUUCUUGUGGGACUUGAAGAACUGACCAAUAUCCGCAACGUAGAAAGACUGAAGAAGGAGUUGAGGACCAGUUACCGCCUCAUCGACAGCUUCCUGAGGGAUUCAGAGCUUAUCGGGGACCUGACCCAGUGUGUGGAUUGCGUGGUUCCUCCAGAGGGUUCCCUCCUGCAGGAAGCCCUGUCUGGGUUCGCCGAGGCUGUGGGCACGGCCUUCGUCAGCCUGGUUGUGUCUGGCCGUGUGGUGGCAGCAACAGAGAGCUGGUGGCGGCUGGGGACCCCGGAGGCCGUGCUGCUUCCCUGGCUAGUGGGGUCCCUGCCGCCGCAGGCCGCUCGCGACUACCCGGUGUACCUGCCGCACGGGAGUCCCACGGUCCCUCACCGGCUUCUGACCCUGACGCUGCUGCCGGGCUUGGAGCUGUGUUUGCUUUGCGGGCCCCGCCCUCCCCUCAGCCAGCUGAAUCCACAGCUUCUGGAGCGCUGGUGGCAGCCCCUGCUGGACCCACUGCGGGCCUGCCUGCCGCUGGGACCCCGAGCGCUGCCUGCUGGAUUCCCCCUGCACACGGACAUCCUUGGGCUGCUGCUUCUCCACCUGGAACUGAAGCGUUGCCUCUUCACCGUGGAGCCCUCAGGAGCUAAAGAGCCUUCCCCUGAGCAGCGUCGGCGCCUCCUCCGCUCCUUCUACACUCUGGUCACUGCCAUGCAUUUCCCACCAGAGCCAGGCCAGCAGGAAGAGAAGGCGGAGGAUGCGACCCACCAGGCUCAGGUGCCGAGAGCUUGCUACCUGGUGUCAGGGACUGAGGAGCCGGGCACAGGAUGGCGGCUGGUGGCCCUGCAGUUGGGGCCACGGCGUCUGCUGCUGCUGCUGUCCGCUCAGAGUCCCAUCCACGGGCUGCGGGGCCUGGCCUCGCACACUCUGCAUGCUCUCACCCCACUCCUCUGACCGCUAGCCGUGAGCAACAGACAGGGACCUGGGGCUGUUAGCGUCUCUCUGUUUAUUCGCUCACAAUAAUACACAGCCCCUGGACGGGGAGGGGGCGGAGGGGCCACGACAGGGUAGGGUGGGAGGGGAGGAGGCACCCACUUCCCUGGCCCCUCUCCCCUCUGUGCUUGGGGGGGACAGGGGAAGGGGGCUCCCCUUAACCCCCAGAAUGUAAACAGCAGCAGAUGAACAAAAAUAAAAAUACAAAAGGCCG